Molecule: messenger RNA, 291 nt
Organism: Striga hermonthica
Lineage: Eukaryota; Viridiplantae; Streptophyta; Magnoliopsida; Lamiales; Orobanchaceae
Source: the annotation of a GenBank genome assembly
AUGAACACUUUGAUGGAAGAUGAAUUCGGUAAGUACCAGUCCAUUUUUAGCCAAUAUAUCAAAAAUGGUAUUGAAGCAGAUAACAUAGAGGCUAUGUACAAGAAGGUACAUGCAGCCGUUCGUGCUGACCCCCCAAAAAACAAAUCUCAAAAGCGGCCUUCUAAAGAGCACAAGAGAUUCAACAUGAAGAAAUUGACAUACGAAGAGAGGAAGGCUAAGCUGAUUGAGAGGUUGAAUGGUCCCAAUGCUGUAGCGAAAAAUGAUGAUGAGGACGGGGAGGAUGAUGAGUGA